Molecule: messenger RNA, 2531 nt
Organism: Morus notabilis
Lineage: Eukaryota; Viridiplantae; Streptophyta; Magnoliopsida; Rosales; Moraceae
Product: ABC transporter G family member 6
Exons: 1
Coding region: 251-2527 (758 amino acids)
Cellular component (GO): membrane
Molecular function (GO): ABC-type transporter activity; ATP hydrolysis activity; ATP binding
Source: RefSeq, a predicted model, not a curated record
UCAAAACAACACAAGAAGAGAGUUUGCUCUCUCUUUCUCCAUCUCUCUUCUUUUUCUUCCAACAUAAAACCAGAUUUAAAGAGAGGCGCGUAAUGCAUGUUAGUAAUAGUAGGGAAACUUAUUACUCCAUUAACCAAACACGCCCUUAACCUGACUUUCGUUACCAUUUGAGCUUUCUUGGUAAUAAGCCUUCAUUCAAACGACAAGAAAACCAAGAAAAGGAAGGAAAAAAAAGUGUUGUACUAAUCAAAUGUCCCGCGUUGUCGCCGACAAUUGCAUAUCGCUGGCGAGAGACACGUCACCCAUUUUCCUCAACAGCAUGGAGCUCAACCACCUCCACCCCUCGACCGCCGCCGCCGCCGAUUCCCCGACCCUCGGGCAGCUACUGAAGCACGUAGGCGACGUACGGAAAGAGGCCACCGGCGACGGCAACGAGACUCCGGUCCACCAAGUCCUUGAGCUCGGCCACGUCAGUAUGGAGCCACGGUCAUUGCCCUUCGUACUCUCCUUCAGCAACCUCACUUACAGCGUCAAAAUUCGCCGGAAACCGACAUUAUCUUCAGUUCUCCCUCAUCGGCUUCUUCGCCAGAGAGGCUCUGAUGAUUCAGAGCCGGUCCCGGGGGAAAGCCUCUUCACUAGGACCAAGAAUCUCCUCAACAACAUCUCCGGCGAGGCCCGGGACGGGGAGAUCCUCGCCGUUCUCGGCGCGAGCGGCUCGGGGAAAUCGACUCUGAUCGACGCCCUAGCGAACCGGAUUGCGAAGGGAAGUUUGAAGGGAAAGGUGACGCUGAACGGCGAGGUUCUUGAGUCGAGGCUGUUGAAGGUUAUUUCGGCUUACGUCAUGCAGGACGACCUGUUGUUUCCUAUGUUGACGGUGGAGGAGACGCUCAUGUUCGCGGCGGAGUUCCGGCUUCCCCGGACGCUGUCGAGCUCGAAGAAGAAGGGGAGGGUUCAGGCGCUGAUAGACCAAUUGGGUCUCCGAAAUGCCGCGAAGACGGUGAUCGGUGAUGAAGGUCACCGAGGAGUCUCCGGCGGAGAGAGGCGGCGCGUGUCAAUCGGGAUCGACAUAAUCCACGACCCGAUACUCCUUUUCCUCGAUGAACCGACUUCGGGGCUCGACUCAACGAGCGCAUUCAUGGUGGUGAAGGUUCUCCAGAGAAUCGCCCAGAGCGGCAGCAUUGUCAUCAUGUCCGUACACCAGCCGAGUUACCGGAUUUUAGGGCUUCUCGACCGCUUGAUCUUUCUCUCCCGUGGCCAGACCGUCUUCAGCGGCUCUCCGGUGAACCUCCCCCAAUUCUUCGCUGAAUUCGGGCACCCGAUUCCAGAGAACGAGAACCGAACCGAGUUCGCCCUCGACCUCAUCCGCGAGCUCGAAGGCUCCCCCGGCGGGACCCGGGCCCUGGUCGAGUUCAACAAGACAUGGCAAAGCAAGAAAGUAAAGAGCACUUCCGACCGGCCGACUGACAUUAACAUCAAUCAAGCUCUCUCUCUCAAAGAAGCAAUCAGUGCAAGCAUUUCGAGAGGAAAAUUAGUCUCCGGCGCGAACAACUCCGUCGAUCCAAGCCCUAAUUCGAUGGUCCCGACCUUCGCGAACCCGUUCUGGAUCGAGAUGGUGGUUUUGUCAAAACGAUCGGUCACAAACUCCCGCCGAAUGCCGGAACUAUUCGGCAUUCGGUUAGGUGCCGUGAUGGUCACUGGCUUCAUCCUCGCUACCAUGUUCUGGAACCUGGACGACUCCCCGAAAGGCGUCCAGGAGCGCCUCGGCUUCUUCGCCUUCGCAAUGUCGACGACAUUCUACACCUGCGCCGACGCCCUCCCGGUGUUCCUCCAGGAGCGCUACAUCUUCAUGCGCGAAACCGCCCACAACGCCUACCGCCGAUCCUCCUACGUCCUCUCCCACUCAUUCGUCGCCCUGCCGCCGCUCGUGUUCCUCUCGCUCGGAUUCUCCGCUGCCACCUUCUGGGCCGUGGGCCUCGACGGCGGAUUCUCCGGCUUCCUCUUCUACUUCCUCAUCAUCUUCGCCUCCUUCUGGUCCGGAAGCUCCUUCGUGACGUUCCUCUCCGGCGUCGUCCCCCACGUCAUGCUCGGAUACACUAUCGUCGUUGCAAUCCUGGCCUAUUUUCUCCUCUUCAGCGGGUUCUUCAUAACCCGGGACCGAAUCCCGUCCUACUGGAUUUGGUUCCACUAUCUCUCCCUCGUGAAGUACCCCUACGAGGCGGUUCUCCAGAAUGAGUUCGAGAAUCCAUUGAAGUGCUUCGUCAGGGGGAUUCAGAUAUUCGACAACACGCCGCUCGCGUCGGUGCCGUCGUCGAUGAAGCUGAAAUUGUUGGAGAAUAUGAGCCAAACUCUGGGAAUGAGGAUUACGAGGUCGACGUGCCUGACGACUGGGACGGAUAUACUGGCGCAGCAAGCGGUGACGGACCUAGACAAGUGGAGUUGCUUGUGGGUCACGGUGGCAUGGGGCUUCUUGUUCCGGAUUCUGUUUUACUUCUCGCUCUUGCUCGGAAGCAAGAACAAGCGGAGGUGAGGCG